AUGGGCCGCCUCCACACAGACGAUCGCGCAUCUUCCCACUCGCUUCAUUCCCUCGAAGGAGACGACCUGCCACCUCCUUACACUGAUGAAGACAUUCCUCCCGUUCUGACCUCUACCCCCGGGGUCGCUCCUCUACCACUCCAUCUCCAUCUCGUUGACUCAGCCUACAUUCUUCCCGACUCCGACUCCAGAACCGACAUUAAGCGGGUAAUCUCCCUCGCGCCGUCCCUCUCAGUGAACAGCGAUGGACUCUUCUACUCUAUCCGCAGGCAGAUGAAGCUGCCCCCGCGACCGCUUCUUUAUAUCCGUGGCUCACACACCGAAUCGACCAAUGAUGGAAAAAAAAAGGCAUGCGACCGGACAAUAAGCAUAAAUUGGGUGGAGGAGGAAGUACUCAAUGAUGAGGACUGCAAAUCUGCCUAUCGCGGUGGAAGAGCAAAGUCGCGAACAUAUAAGGCGCCCUCAUCCCGCGUUCUUCGUUCAGAGGACAGCGAUGCCCUUCUCGCUUCGGAUGAAGCCCUCGGAAUUGACGACGCAAAUAACCAGCCCGCUACGGCCAAUGAGGCUCAACUGAAGCUGUGGUGCGAUAGAUUCUGCAACGACCCAUCUCCUGUCAAAUCGUUUACCCUCCAACGCAAACUGAAAGGCUUCAGUUGGAAGGCCAUGCGCAACGUCCUUGACUCGCACAUCCGCACUCUCAAUUACCGCGGCUCAAUCAACUUCAAUUUUGUCGUCGCCCAGGAAUCCGUCACCAUCUAUUCUCCGCAUUGGAUCAACCGCAUGCGCGCAAACCGCUACAUCUGGUGGAUAAUCGUCAUCCUCCAGCUCUGGAUCAUUACGUGGCCUGUAAUCUGGUUCCUGGAGAAGCGGUACGAGACGGUACACACGUGCUGGAAUGCUUCAUUAGACUGUGAUGCCGACUCUGGUCUCGUCAAAAUCUACGCUCGUGGUCGGGAUGAGCCCACCCUGGGGGAGUUCUGGGCUCCGGCUGUCAAACAAAUGGCGUGGAGCCGAAGACGUGGACAGGCCGAUACACUGACAAGAAUGGAUGCGGAACGCGUCCAGGGGUGGACUACGGAACAGCUCCUUGGUCUCCAGGAACGGAGUGGCUCUGAGGCAGAACGGGAGCGGCGUGAGCGAGUCAACAGAGGUGCUGGUGGAUUUGUUGACCAGGUGGUGGGACUUGUUCGGGGAAUUGGAGAGGCCAGACAAGAUUUGAGAUUGUCAACGGGCUGGGGAGCCAAUUCCUAA
This is a messenger RNA of Penicillium lagena, 1251 nucleotides long. RefSeq lists its product as uncharacterized. The record is from RefSeq and is a predicted model, not a curated record. The transcript has 3 exons. NCBI's taxonomy places the organism in Eukaryota, Fungi, Ascomycota, Eurotiomycetes, Eurotiales, Aspergillaceae. Bases 1 to 1251 code for a protein of 416 amino acids.